Messenger RNA from Eutrema salsugineum, 1956 nucleotides. Its product is annotated as pentatricopeptide repeat-containing protein At5g66520. The transcript has a single exon. Gene Ontology annotation, biological process: RNA modification. The coding region runs from base 46 to 1896 and encodes 616 amino acids. NCBI's taxonomy places the organism in Eukaryota, Viridiplantae, Streptophyta, Magnoliopsida, Brassicales, Brassicaceae. Gene Ontology annotation, molecular function: RNA binding; protein binding; zinc ion binding. The record is from RefSeq and is a predicted model, not a curated record.
GAUAAGGAAGAAGAAGCUCCUUCCUUGUCUCUCUGUCAUACUCAAAUGGCGGUAACCUCCUCCUCUUUCGCAUUCGAACAUAAUCUCUCUUGUCUCCAGAAAGGCUCCAAGGAAGUAGAACAACUGAAGCAAAUCCACGCUCGGAUGCUCAAAUCUGGACUGUUGCAGGAUCCAUAUGCAAUUACAAAGUUUCUUUCUUUCUGCCUUUCCUCCACUUCUUCGUCUUAUUAUGCCCUCCAUGUUUUUCAAGGUUUCGAUCGACCCGAUACUUUCUUGUGGAACCUAAUGAUCAGAGGCUUCUCCUGCUCUGACCAACCCCAGAGGUCUCUUCUUCUCUAUUACCGCAUGCUCUGCUCUUCCGCUCCUCAUAACGCCUACACGUUUCCCUUUCUUCUCAAGGCCUGUUCCAACCUCUCUGCUCUUGAAGAAACAAAGCAAAUUCACGCACACGUUACCAAAUUUGGCUACGGGGAUGAUGUUUACGCCGUGAAUUCUCUGAUUAAUUCAUACGCUGUCACCGGGAACUUCAACCUAGCUCACCUUCUCUUCGACAGAAUCAAAGAACCCGAUGUUGUCUCGUGGAACUCGUUGAUCAAAGGUUACGCAAAAUCUGGGAAUAUGGACAUUGCAUUAACGUUAUUCAGGAGAAUGCCGGAAAAGAAGAACGCUAUAUCAUGGACUACGAUGAUCUCUGGGUACGUUCAAGCAGGCAUGAACAAGGAAGCUCUGCAGCUAUUUCAUGAAAUGCAGAAUUCAGAUGUUGAGCCUGAUAACGUUUCUCUAGCUAACGCUCUCUCAGCUUGUGCUCAGCUCGGGGCGCUCCAGCAAGGCAAAUGGAUCCACUCCUAUGUUAAUCAAAGAAGAAUCAUAAUCGAUUCUGUUCUGGCUUGUGUUCUUAUAGAUAUGUAUGCAAAGUGCGGCGAAAUGGAAGAAGCUUUGGCGGUUUUCAAGAAUGUGAAUAGAAAACCAGUGCAGGUAUGGACAGCUUUGAUUUCCGGUUAUGCGUACCAUGGCCAUGGGAGAGAAGCAAUUAGCAAAUUCUUGGAUAUGCAAAGGAUGGGAAUCAAGCCUAAUGCCAUCACUUUCACUGCGGUUCUCACUGCUUGCAGCUAUACAGGACUAGUCGAAGAAGGAAAGUCGGUGUUCUACACCAUGGAGAGAGAAUACAACCUGAAACCGACGAUCGAGCAUUGUGGCUGCAUGGUUGAUUUACUCGGUCGAGCUGGAUUGCUUGAUGAAGCAAAACGUUUCAUUCAGAAGAUGCCUCUGAAGCCAAACGCUGUUAUAUGGGGUGCGUUGCUCAAAGCCUGUCAGAUUCACAAAAACAUUGAGCUGGGAGAGGAAAUUGGAGAAGUACUGAUUACAAUGGAUCCAUAUCAUGGUGGGAGAUAUGUCCAUAUGGCAAAUAUUCAUGCUAUGGGGAAAAAGUGGGACAAAGCAGCGGAAACAAGAAGACUGAUGAAGGAACAAGGAGUCGCAAAAGUUCCAGGUUGUAGUACAAUAAGCUUGGAAGGGACCACACACGAGUUCUUAGCAGGAGACAGAUCGCACGCGGAGAUUGAGGAAAUUCGAAAUAAAUGGAGAACCGUAAGAAGGAAGCUUGAGGAAAACGGGUACGUACCAGAGUUAGAAGAUACGCUGCUUCAUCUAGUUGAUGAUGAGGAAAGAGAGGCUAUUGUGCAUCAGCACAGCGAGAAAUUGGCUAUUACAUAUGGGUUAAUGAAGACCAAACCGGGAACAACGAUACGUAUAAUGAAGAAUCUCCGAGUGUGCAAAGACUGUCACAGAGUAACAAAACUCAUCUCUAAGAUAUACAAGAGGGAUAUCGUUAUGAGAGAUAGGACAAGGUUCCAUCAUUUCAGAGAUGGGAAAUGCAGUUGUGGAGACUACUGGUGAAAUUUGAAGGGAAAAAAAAAACACUUUUAUUGCUUAAGAAAAUGGAUCCACUCGACAUUA